This is a messenger RNA of Corticium candelabrum, 2857 nucleotides long. Its product is annotated as anoctamin-7-like. Gene Ontology annotation, biological process: chloride transmembrane transport. Bases 100 to 2673 code for a protein of 857 amino acids. Gene Ontology annotation, cellular component: plasma membrane. The record is from RefSeq and is a predicted model, not a curated record. The transcript is spliced from 28 exons. Gene Ontology annotation, molecular function: protein dimerization activity; chloride channel activity. Lineage: Eukaryota; Metazoa; Porifera; Homoscleromorpha; Homosclerophorida; Plakinidae.
UACGGGUUUGUUUGCGUGCAAUAUAAUUUUCGCUAACACGUUCAUUUGCGUGUCUUGUGACUUCCUUUGUCCGGAAAUGUCACAUCCGCAUUGAAAUUCAUGACUGAUCUCGCCGAGGCUCUCUUACAGGGCAGAACCAGCUUUAACGAUCAGUGUCACGAAUCUGUUGAGAUGUCGGUGUCGGCGGAUUCGGACGUGCCUACUCGCAAGUUGCGUAAAACCUCGUUUGUACAGAACUUGGGAGAACUACCGCCGGGCGUUGCAACGUUUGCCGACAACCGUCGGCGAAUCGACUUCGUCCUCGUGUUCACGGACGAGGCAGACGAGGGCACAAUUGAAACGCGAGAAUACUACCACACAAGUCUACGCAAAGCCGGUUUACACGUGGAAGAGGUUAAUCCGGAAGUUGAAGGAGAAGGAGACGACGGAACGAAUUUUGUGCUGUUGCACGCACCUUUUGAUUUUCUGUUGAAGAGGACUGAACAGAUGGCCUGGAAAAUGCCACUAAAUGAUAUCGAGGAAUACGAAUCAGCCAGUGCCACUAACAGUUGCUAUCGACAUUUUGAGACACCCUUGGAUACUCACAGGGCACGUCCUGUCUACUACACUGCUCCGUUUCGAAAGGACAGGCUUGAUGUUUAUUUGAAUCAUGAUAAGCCGGACAAGUUCUUUACGUCUGCACAACGAAGUCGACUUGUGUAUGAUAUGCUACAGAGUGCACAGUUUAGUGACAAAAAGUCGGAUAUUGGCAUCGAUCGUCUGCUGGAGUCUGAAGUGUACACAGCAGCGUAUCCUUUGCAUGAGGGCUCUCCUGAACCUGAGCCAGUUGAACCUGGCGGAGACGAACAGCCAGAGACACUGAGACAAGAGCUGAAGCAAUAUUGGGCUCGAUGGGGUGCUUUCUACAAAUUUCAGCCACUUGAUCAUAUUAGGGAAUAUUUUGGUGAACAGAUCGCAUUCUACUUUGCUUGGCUUGGCAUGUACACCGUGUGGUUGAUUCCUGCAUCAAUUUUCGGUCUCAUUGUUCUCAUCUAUGGCCUUGCAACAAUGUUCAACGAUCCAGUUGUCAACCAAACUUGUGGUGACAACAAUACCCAACUGUGUCCAUCUUGUUCAACAUGUGAUACGACGUUUCUUAAUAAAACGUGUCUGUAUGCGAGGUUGACUCGCUUGUUUGACAAUGAGCUCACAAUUCCAUUUGCCAUCUUGAUGUCGUUUUGGGCAACUUUUUUUCUGGAAUACUGGAAGAGAACUACCGCAAAACUUGCACAUCGGUGGGAUGUCAUGGGAAUUGAAGAAGAAGCUGAACGGCCAAGGCCACAGUAUUGUAUCGCCGCAAGCGAUUAUCCUCAACAGCCAAAUCCAAUCACGGGCACAGCAGAACCACACUUCCCAACUUCUAAUCGAACGCCGCGCUACUUCACCGGAUGGAGUAUAAUUUCAAUAAUGUUUAUGUUGCUUCUCAUCUUUGUCGUGGGUGUGGUCGUUUAUCGAACGAUUGUGGUCGUUCUCCUGACGAAAGCCAAACUGGGUGGAGCAGCUUCUGUUGUAACAUCAGCAACGUCCAGCAUUAUCAAUUUGAUUAUUAUUCUCAUCAUGAGCAAGGUUUAUGCAAAGCUUGCAAAUGUCCUCACUGAUUGGGAAAUGCAUCGCACUGAAAGUGACUAUGAAUUCAACCUCACGCUCAAGAUGUAUCUCUUUGAAUUCGUCAACUACUAUUCUGCUGUUAUCUACAUCGCAUUUUUCAAAGGACGAUUUUCUGGCUAUCCUUGCCAUUAUAAUCUUCUCUUUGGUUACCGCCAAGAAGAGUGUGCUGCUGGUGGUUGUUUCUACGAGUUGGCACAGCAGCUCUUGAUCAUUCUACUGGGCAAGCAGAUUUUCAGUAAUUUCAUGGAAUUUGUGACACCGAGAAUAAAGUUAUUCAUAGAAAACUGGAGAAGAAAGAGGAAAUAUGGAGAGCUCGUUGAGCACGAGACGGAUCAGUGGAGCAACGACUACCACAACUGUGAAGAGUACGGCGGUUUGUUUUCCGAAUAUCUCGAGAUGAUUAUUCAGUUUGGCUUUGUGACUGUGUUCGUGGCUGCCAUGCCUCUUGCCCCACUGUUGGCAUUGCUCAACAACAUCAUCGAGAUUCGUCUUGAUGCCAUUCAGUUUGUUGUUGAUAUGCGUCGUCCUGUUGCUAUGAAGGCAGAUGGGAUUGGAAUCUGGCAGAAUAUUUUGGAGUUUGUUGUGAAGCUGGCAGUUGUUGCAAAUGCAUUUCUGAUUGCCUUUACUUCGGAUAUGCUUCCCCAGAUCUUCUAUAUGUACCAUUACAACCAUCAUCAUGAUGGACAAUCUGGUCUUGAUGAUUACGUCGACUACACACUUGCAGAAGGAUAUCAGCCUCAUGCUUGUCCAAGCAUAAAUUCUACAGGAAAUCUAUCUGAAACGUGCCGAUAUCGAGGUUAUCGCACGUUCAGUGGCGACCACACAGAGUGGUACUAUCAAUUACUGGUGAUUCGGCUUGCAUUUGUUGUUCUAUUUGAGCACAUUGUGUUUGUUAUUGCUGGUCUGAUUGACUUGAUUAUUCCGGAUAUUCCUCGUCAACUUUACCUGAAAAUCAAACGUGAAGAGUAUCUGUCCAAGCAAGCUCUAGUUGAAGCCGAAGCUGAGGAAGACGAAAUGAGGGAUUGAGCAAGCAAGUGACACUUGACUUUCUGCUGUUAGGUUUUUAGGGAGCAUUGGUGUGUUGGUGUUUUGUGCGCUUGCCACUUGGGUUGUCAUUUCUUUCUUGUGAUAAUCUUUUGCUGUGGUAUGAGAUCUGAUUUUCAAGGAGAUCUAGUUAGAUGAGAUCGUGAAUUAGAUUUGCUGUAUGAAG